CAAUUUGAAGUUUUCCUCCAGCACUGAUCUCCGAUCCUCGUCGUCGCUUCGUCUAACGUCCACAAUGAGUUAUCAACUUUACCGGAACACAACGCUGGGUCAGACCCUGCAGGAUUCGCUUGACGAGUUGGUCGCCUCCGGACAGAUCUCGCAGCAACUCGCUGUGAGAGUUCUCCUCCAGUUCGACAAGUCGAUCAACAACGCUCUGGCGACUCGCGUCAGAAGUCGGCUCUCAUUCAAAGCUGGCCAUCUCAGCACCUACAGAUUCUGCGACAAUGUUUGGACGUUCGUGUUGAAAAACGUCGAGUUCCGCGAAGUUCAGGAGCUUGUUCGAGCCGACAAAGUGAAGAUUGUCGCUUGCGACGGCAAGGGCCAGGCCUCCUAGAAUGCCCGGCCGUGAUCCUGGCGACGAUUCGGCGUCGACAUUGGGCAAUCGAGUUGCGCGUCUCGUCGUCGAAGCUUUCGAAGACUUACCUCGGAACGGCAAGCCCACCCUGUCCGAGUGGUCGGUUCUUGCAGGCAUCGUGUCAGUACCGACGGACAUAUCGAAAGCUCCGGUCGUUCUGUCUCUCGCGACAGGGACUAAAUGCCUCGGGAAAAGCGAGCGGCGACCUGGAUUGGUUAGCGAUUCCCAUGCAGAAGUUCUCAGCAGAAGACUCCUGAAUCAAUUUCUUCUAAAC
This is a messenger RNA of Galendromus occidentalis (western predatory mite), 680 nucleotides long. Its product is annotated as general transcription factor IIA subunit 2. The coding region runs from base 65 to 385 and encodes 106 amino acids. Gene Ontology annotation, cellular component: transcription factor TFIIA complex. NCBI's taxonomy places the organism in Eukaryota, Metazoa, Arthropoda, Arachnida, Mesostigmata, Phytoseiidae. Gene Ontology annotation, biological process: transcription initiation at RNA polymerase II promoter. The record is from RefSeq and is a predicted model, not a curated record. The transcript has a single exon.